UCUCCGCCCGCGGCGCGCGCUCGCUCGUUCGCUCGCUCCCUCCUUCCACCGCGUCUCGCGCUCCGUCUCCUCAGUCCGCCGGCGGCUCCGUUAAGCGGCGGCGGCGGGUUCCUGCUUCCGUCUCCUCACCGCGCUGUCGUCCCCCCCCCCCUUCGCCGCCCCUCCGCUCGCCCCGGCGUCUCCCCGCGCCCGGCACCCACGGCGACGGCAGCGCGGGCCCCGGCACUCGGGCAAUUACCUAGGGUUCAAAAUGAAAGUGAGGAAGAAGAGUCCCCAAAAGUGUUAAUCUGAAAAAUAAUUAUUGCUGGUAGUUAAUUUCACUGGCUGCUGGACUAGUGGAAUUACUUGUUAACCUCCAAGCCCAUGAUGCAGUUGUGUUUAUUUCCUGCUGUCAUGGAGAGGAACUGUUGGAAGAAUACCAUCUAUUCCUGAAGACUUGUUAUAUUAAUUUUGUGGAUUUGUUUGAUAGCCUGUUCUACUAACACUGUUGAGACAGACCAACGCUUCCUCUUAUAAAGAAUAUAAACGAAGAAUGAUGUGAUAUUAAUGCUUUCUAUGUACAGCUCCAAAAGGAUCUUCUCUAAGGAGUUGGAGUAAGAUAAACAGUGAGAAUAACUUUUCUCUGGUACAAUGUGGUGAAGCAGAGGAACUGAAAUUGUGCACUUUUGUACAGGCUAAGGACUUAAAAUGUUUGUUAUUUUGUGAGCAGAAGCAGUUCUGGAGUGAAUUGAACUUCUGAAAAUGCGGCCAUGGACUGGUUCCUGGCGUUGGAUUAUGCUCAUCCUCUUUGCUUGGGGAACUUUACUCUUUUAUAUUGGUGGACACCUGGUACGAGACAGCGAGCACCCAGAUCACUCUAGUCGUGAAUUAUCCAAGAUACUUGCUAAACUUGAACGUUUAAAGCAGCAAAAUGAAGACUUAAGGCGGAUGGCAGAAUCUCUCAGGAUACCAGAUGGUCCCAUUGAUCAAGGACCAGCUGCAGGAAAGGUACAUGCUUUAGAGGAGCAACUUUUAAAGGCCAAAGAACAGAUAGAAAACUAUAAGAAGCGGACAGGAGAUGGAGGCCUUGGAAAAGACCAUGAAAUAUUGAGGAGGAGGAUUGAAAAUGGGGCUAAGGAACUUUGGUUUUUCCUCCAGAGUGAACUGAAGAAGUUGAAAAAUCUAGAAGGAAGUGAACUGCAAAGACGCGUUGAUGAAUUUCUGUCUGAUUUGGGUCAUCAGGAAAGGUCGAUAAUGACCGACUUGUACUACCUCAGUCAAACAGAUGGAGCAGGAGAUUGGCGAGAAAAAGAGGCCAAAGAUCUAACAGAUUUGGUACAGAGGAGAAUAACUUAUCUACAGAAUCCGAAGGAUUGCAGCAAAGCUAAGAAACUUGUGUGUAAUAUCAACAAAGGCUGUGGCUAUGGCUGUCAACUUCAUCAUGUAGUCUACUGCUUCAUGAUCGCUUAUGGCACUCAGCGAACACUCAUUUUAGAGUCUCAGAAUUGGCGCUAUGCUACUGGUGGCUGGGAGACUGUAUUUAGACCUGUAAGCGAGACAUGUACUGACAGAUCAGGUACCACUACUGGACACUGGUCAGGUGAGGCUAAUGAUAAGGAUGUUCAGGUGGUGGAACUUCCCAUUGUGGACAGCUUACACCCACGGCCACCUUAUUUACCUUUGGCUGUCCCCGAAGACCUGGCAGAUAGGCUAAUUCGUGUACAUGGGGAUCCUGCAGUGUGGUGGGUCUCGCAGUUUGUGAAAUACUUGAUUCGUCCACAGCCUUGGUUAGAAAAAGAAAUAGAAGAAGCGACGAGGAAACUUGGUUUCAAACAUCCAGUGAUCGGUGUUCACGUCCGAAGGACAGACAAAGUAGGAACAGAGGCAGCAUUUCAUCCCAUUGAAGAAUACAUGGUACAUGUUGAAGAGCGCUUUGAACUUCUUGCUCGCAGAAUGCAUGUUGAUAAAAAAAGAGUGUAUUUGGCUACAGAUGACCCUUCAUUGUUGCAAGAAGCAAAAUCCAAGUAUCCAAAUUAUGAAUUUAUCAGUGAUAACUCCAUAUCCUGGUCAGCAGGACUUCAUAACCGAUACACUGAAAACUCCCUAAGAGGUGUUAUUCUGGAUAUUCACUUUUUGUCUCAGGCAGACUUCCUGGUCUGUACAUUUUCGUCCCAGGUUUGUCGAGUUGCCUAUGAAAUUAUGCAGACAUUGCAUCCAGAUGCUUCAGCGUAUUUCCAUUCUUUGGAUGAUAUCUACUACUUUGGGGGACAGAAUGCCCACAACCAGAUUGCUAUUUAUGCUCAUCAUCCACGAACUGCUGAUGAAAUUCCUAUGGAACCUGGAGAUAUAAUUGGAGUAGCUGGAAACCACUGGGAUGGUUAUUCAAAAGGCAUCAAUAGGAAAUUAGGAAGAACAGGCCUGUACCCAUCCUAUAAAGUUAAGGAGAAAAUUGAGACAGUCAAGUAUCCUACGUACCCAGAGGCUGACAAGUAGAUUAAAAGGAAGACAUUUGGCAGUAAUUCUCAAUUUUGAUUGGUUUGAACCAGUCAGCGCACUAACUAAUGGUUUAUAUGGGAUUUGAAUUUGCAUUUUAAGAUGCAGUUAAAAUCAAAGCCUUUAGCAAUGAAACUGGAUAAGAAGCUGAGAACAAAUGGAUGGGCUAUUAUCUGAACUUACUCUUAAACAUUUUUUUGUUAUAUGCACUCUCACACAUGCACACACAAAACUACAUGCAACAGGAAUACUGUUGUUUUAUACUUUUUGUCUCUUUUCAGGAUUUGUCCCAGUCAUUAGUCUUACGUGAGCUUUGGGCUCUUUUCUCUGCCAUUAAAUGACAAUAAUGUUCAGACUUAUAACACUGCCACAUUGUGUAAUUUGAGUGACAUGAACAUAUUUUGUAUGUGCAAAAUUUAAAACAUGGUGCCUAUAUUUGAAAAAUUUGUGACCUUUUUAGAAGAGCCAUGCCUAUAUUACAAUGAGCAAGAGUCAAUCUUCAACUGGUGUUACCGUGACCACUGAACUUGCUUCAAACAACAGAUUCAGAUUUCAGACUAGAUUUCUUUACAAGUUUAUUUUUAGCAUUCCAUUGAUUACUUCUCAUCAUUAAUAAAAUAAAGGAUGCAUCCAACAAUAAAA
Molecule: messenger RNA, 3114 nt
Organism: Harpia harpyja (harpy eagle)
Lineage: Eukaryota; Metazoa; Chordata; Aves; Accipitriformes; Accipitridae
Gene: FUT8
Product: fucosyltransferase 8
Exons: 13
Coding region: 742-2472 (576 amino acids)
Biological process (GO): protein N-linked glycosylation
Cellular component (GO): Golgi cisterna membrane
Molecular function (GO): glycoprotein 6-alpha-L-fucosyltransferase activity; protein binding
Source: RefSeq, a predicted model, not a curated record